Molecule: messenger RNA, 4460 nt
Organism: Drosophila biarmipes
Lineage: Eukaryota; Metazoa; Arthropoda; Insecta; Diptera; Drosophilidae
Product: nuclear pore complex protein DDB_G0274915
Exons: 4
Coding region: 216-4175 (1319 amino acids)
Source: RefSeq, a predicted model, not a curated record
UGUGGUAUCUUUUGGCGCUUCAGCGACGGUCACACCACUAAAAUUUCGUUUUUUUGUCGACAAUUUGACAUUUAAUUUCUCUCAAGGCUUAAUUAAACUAAAUAGCGUGGUGUCGGUCCAAAUUAAAGGUAUCCAGACGGCAAUUCCGGCCCCAAAUAAAGUUUCCCCACGCCCGAUUGCACUGUGCGAAAAACCGGUUGUUGACCUUCGGCAGCAUGGAGCGUCGUCGCUUUAACUUGAGCAGCAUGUCUCCCAUGGCGGAUUCCACGCGGAUCGACGCGUCGCUGAUAAGCAAUCGCCCGUCGGCCAGCAGUUUCUUGAGGGGACUGAGUCCCAAGGGGGGAAACACCACGCUCAAUGGCACUCGCACCCCGGAGAGGUCCUUGAUGAAUCACACGGCCACCUCGCCCAGCAGCAUAGCGCGACAGAAACUGAACCUCAGCCAUAUAGAUCCCAGAACCUUUGCCGAUGUCCAUAGUAGCGGACUGGCCUCCCGCAUUGUGGCCUACCACGAGAGCAGCCUAGGAGGACGCAGUGGUCUGCAGCGCAGCAUGUCCGCCAGCAAUCUGUACAACCCACUGACGCAGCCGCGCAGAGCGCCAGCCUCCCCGAUACCCUACAAGUCCCGGGUGCCGCCUCUUUCGAUGACUCAGAUAGCACCACCGGAACGUAGCUUCUACUCCGGCAACACGCUGCCCAGCCUGCUGCGCUCCAAUUCCCUGGCCGGAGUGGUGCACAAGACCAGCGAGCAGGAGCAGUUGUCGCGGGAGAACAGACCCAUCCUGCACCCACCGCAUCCGCAGCACGAGAGCGAACCCACCAGGAGCGUGCUGGAGGAGCUCAAGGAGAUCUCGCGGAAGCGCAUCAACACUGGAGAUGCGCAGCCGCCACAUGACUUUACGAAGAGGAGUUGCCAGCGGGGUGUGGACUUUGUGGACCAUCACCGCCACCAACAGCAGCUGCACCAGUUGCAGCAGCAGCAAAGUCAGUCCUUUAAAAGGCAGCGUGAGCUGACCGUUUCUGUACCUCUCAGGCAUCAUUCGACAUCGAUCGCGUCAGCUCCUCCAUCUGCACUGCAGCAUUUGCACUCCAAUGGCAGCAUCUCGCCUACACAGUCGCCGGAACAGGUGGCCAAGAGGCCCAACUGCAGCUACAACAACGACAUUGCCUCCUCGCUGAGCUCCAGCCAGCGUCACAGCAACAAACGGAAGCUGUUCGACAUGCGCGAGAGUUUCCAGACUAGUAGAAACGAGACUCUAGGCAGUGGAAGUUCACCCGAGAAUUCGCCCGGCGAAAAUGUGGCCAAAAUUCAGCGAAAAGUAGAUGCAGAAUCUGUCAGCAGGACGAUGAGCAUGCCAGUUCCAGCUGUGUCUGCAGUUCCUGCCUCCCGGUCCAUUUCAGCUCCGCCUGCGCAAAGGAUAGAGCAGCGAUCUGUAGAAGUUCCGCCUGCGACAGAAAAGCCCAAGCUUACCCUCUUCAAUGCGCGACAGUCACACACGAAGGCUGAACCGCCGCGGCAGGAUCUGAGCAGCCCAGAUGUGGAUGCCGGAGAGUAUGCCGGCAUUCAAUUCGUGAAGCCGAAGCAGCAGAAUUCCAUGCUGGGCGUUAAGAAACCCAGUGUGGAGCGCACGCACAAGACCAAGCUGGCUAUAAUGCUGAGUGGCUUGAAGGGCGAACUGUACCAGGGUGAGCCGGACGAAUUAGAUGCUCCAGCGGCAGCCCCAGCUCCAGCGCCUGCUGCGCUUCCAACACCCAUUAAACCUAUCAUAGCGCCGCCUGUUACUACAACCACUACUACGACUUCGACUUCCACUGCCACCGUGUCUACUACAGCGCCCAUCAAGCCGGUUAUACUAAGUAACCAGGUGAUAAAGCCAGCGGAAACGACAACCACAAGUACCUCGAGUGCAGUGCCCAAACUUGUGUUUGGUCAGGCUACACCCGCACCCGCUACUGCCGAAGGAGAGGCACCAAAAACCACCGACAAGGUCUCGGCAGCACCAGCAGAAACCCCGACAAAGUUCGAAUUGAUAGCCAAACCCGCUACACCAGCAACAUCCGCUCAACCAUUGAUCAACUUUAGCACACCGAAAUCCUCAGCUCCAGCCACACUAUCAUUUGGAAAUCCCACCACCGGCACUAUAACUACGACUACUACCACCAUUAGCACUAGUUUGACUACCUCAAAGCCCAUAUUCUCGUUCGGACAACCGCCUGCCAAUGGACCAACAGUAGGCGCUUCUACUGGAUUCAAACUGGACAGUCCUGCGACAACAGCAGUCACUACAACUAACUCGGGAGCGCCAGUCACGUCAACCUCUACUUUCGGAAUGGCCGCACCAAAAACCACCGCAACUGUCGCUCCCACAACAAAUCCACCCAUCAGUUUCGACAAGCCGCUUACAGCAAUGGUAGGAACAGGACCCGCCACCAGCAAUAACUCGGCAACAGCAACAAUUUCACCAUUUGGAGCAAGUGCAGGAGCCCCCGCAGCCAAGCCAAUAUUUACCUUUGGACAGUCGGGCACUGCAAGCUCAGGAACUUCGACCAGCAGCGGAAAUGGAACUGCUGCUCCAAAUCCAGCUGUAUUUAGUUUUGACGGCAACCCCGCUCAAACAUCUCGAGUGGAACCAACAUCGCUGUUUGGCAGCCAACCACAAACCACAGGAAACUCCUUUGGGAGCGUUUUUGGUCAACCCGCGGCCACCAAACCCGAGCCCACAAAAGCGGGCAUCUUUGGAAAUCCAAAUCCGGAGAACAGUUUUGGAAGCGCAUUUAAGCCACCAGCAGAUGUGGCAGCCACCACUGCCGCCGAGCUGCCCAAGCCAUUUGGAUUUUCAGCCACUACCACCGCGGCUGGCGGAACCCCAGCAGCGGCCACGAAUCUCUUUACCUUUGGAGGAUCAGCAGCAGCCGCUUCAAAGCCAGCGGAGCCAGCUCCAACUAGCACCCAGAACAAUACCUUUGGUCAGAGUGUAGCCACAAGUACGCCCUUUUCCUUUGGAGGAGCAGCCAGUUCCACAGGAGCCACUGGAAAUAAGGAUAACAAAUCAGUGUUUGCAUUUGGAGCAGGAGGAGACAACAACUCGGCAGCCAAGCCCAGUGCGGUGUUCAGUUUUGGAGGCUCGGACAAAGGAGCUCCUCCCGCCUUUGGCAGCGUAGCAACACCGGCAUCAUCUGCUUCAGCAACGCCCACAAGCAAUGCCUUUGGAUUUGGCGCAGCACAGAAGCCCUCAACACCCAUGUUUGGCAGUGGAUCAGCCCAACAGGCUCCAGCCCCGUCUGCGGCAGCCAGCAAACCCUUUGCAUUUGGUGCUGCCCAGCAGACCCCAACAUCGUCAGCUCCGCCAUCAUCAGGAGGAUUUUCAUUUGCCGCCGUAGCGGCCAAAAAUAACACGGAACCCGCCGCAACAAAUGUGUUUGGCAGCCCCGCCAACGCUAGCAAGCCGAGCUUCAACUUUGGAGGCAGUACCGUCAACCAGGCAGGAACAGGGUCACCAGCUGGUGGCUUCUCUUUUGCGACGCCCGCCAAGAAGGAGGAGCCUGCGGGCAACAACAUGUUCGGAAGCCCCAACACGGGAAUAGUGAAGCCUAACUUCAGUUUCUCAGGCAACAAUCCGAGCACACAAUCAGCAGGUCCUAGCCCUGCGCCCAGCUUUGGAGGAUUCGGAGCUCCGGCAGCAGCAGCAGCAACAGCUGCCUCUAGCAAUCAGAACAAACCCUUCGCAUUUGGAGGCAACACCACGGCAGCUGCUCCCAGCCCAGCGCAGCCAAUGGGGGGCAACCUCUUCGCCAAUGCAGUGGCAGCUACUCAUAACCAACCCAAGCCGGGUGCGUUUAGCUUCGGUGGAGCCAAGAGCAACGCCAGCACGACGGCAGGAAACGCCCCUUUCUCGUUUGGAGGAGCAGCUGCCGGCGGCAUCGCUUCGCCGCCCAGCAAUCAGGGCAUAAACACCGCAAAGCCCUUCAGCUUUGGUGGUGUGGGCGGCAAUCCGGCUCCCAGUGUCUUUGGCAGUCCAGCUCCUUCUCCGGCGGCUAGCAACCCAGCCGGAACCUUCAGUUUCGGUGGCGCCAGUCCGGCGCAGCAGGCCAACGCAGGCAAUAUGUUCGCACCAGCGCCCAGCACGCCGGAGGGUCGACCCAUCCGUAAGGCCACCCGGCGACUGCAAAAGUAGGUCCGAGUCCCAACGUCAUGUGUGUAGAUCAUUGUUUUGCUAGUUAAAUUAUUGUUUUUUAUGCCAGACAGUAAAUGGAAUUAACAAGGUCGUGGGCAUUCCGAUUUGUAAUAUAUAUAUAUGUGUCCAUCGACUCUGGUCCGGUUCUGUGAAAUGUAAUUGACAGACUUUUGAUCGGAUUGUCACUAAAAGAAUGUAGAGUUAGGAAUCACGUAUCAUCUAAAAAUACAUAAGAAAUAUAAACAAUAAAGCAUGAACUCUGAAGUGUUCGAUUUAAAUUUGAAA